Molecule: messenger RNA, 2698 nt
Organism: Varanus komodoensis (Komodo dragon)
Lineage: Eukaryota; Metazoa; Chordata; Lepidosauria; Squamata; Varanidae
Gene: MTHFD2
Product: methylenetetrahydrofolate dehydrogenase (NADP+ dependent) 2, methenyltetrahydrofolate cyclohydrolase
Exons: 7
Coding region: 1062-2054 (330 amino acids)
Biological process (GO): tetrahydrofolate interconversion
Cellular component (GO): mitochondrion
Molecular function (GO): methylenetetrahydrofolate dehydrogenase (NADP+) activity; methenyltetrahydrofolate cyclohydrolase activity; methylenetetrahydrofolate dehydrogenase (NAD+) activity
Source: RefSeq, a predicted model, not a curated record
CGAGCCGAUCGGCUCCUUAUCGGCCCUGCCCGGCUGGGCGCCUGGAGAGGCUCGGUGCCCGAGACCGACGCCGUGCUCUGCGGAGAGUGGCAAGUGCGACGAGCGGGAGACGGGAUAGUACUGCACUCGUCCGUACUUGACAUGCUGUGUCCAAGAGGAAGGGCAGGAUAUUGUCCCAGAAACGCGGGCUCAGGUUACUGGACGCCCGGUCCUGGCUGGGCCUCGGAAGCACGUCCCGACCGCCGGCUCGGUGGCCGUGGAACCCAUGGCCUGGCGAGGCGGUGGGCGCUCCCACGCCGGAGGCGUUCAAGGGGCAGCCGGACAGCCGUCUGGCAGGCGCGCCUGGGCUCGAGCAGGGCCGGACCUGAUGGUCUUGGCACCCUCUGCUAGCUUUACUCUUCUAUGUCCUGUUAGCUGAGGAGAGUUCCCUCGCACACAAUAUAUUUCAGCCUCCAAGAGACAACAUCUCUGUAAUAUUUGAAAAAAUAGUGGAGCUGAGAAAACAAGGUAUAACAUCGGCCUUGAAAAGCUGCUUGAGCAAGGCUCUCGGUGCAUUUUUCUUGAUCGAUGAACAACAGCCAACAUUCGCAGUAGCAGCACAUUCCUUACUUCUGGAGCUGUGCGGAUUUUGCCCAAAAAGUAGAGUGCUGGUUGUACCCAAAGCCAUGUAAAUAUGCUGAUAGUGCCCAAGCUGUGUGAUGCUGUGGUCGCUGCACGCAGAAUCUGCUGUGUUCUGUUUGAGUGCAACAGAAAGUCCCUUUGUUCAAAGAGUUCCUCUCAUGCAACUUUGCUAGACAGUUACAUAAUGCUUUGCAGCAGCCAGUUAUCUUGGUGUCAGAACAGUUUUAGCAUCUUGGGAUUCUUGCUGCGUUGCAUCAGUUCUUAGCUACGGGGCAGAGUGUGUGCUUUGGACCACUCUGUCGUGCUUUUGGGCCACGCCUUUUGUCUGGCUCCUGUGAGAGAGCAGAAAUUGAUUCAGCUGGCUUAAUCACUGGCUGAGCUAGCCUGGGACUGGCUGACAGCCACUCCUGCUUGGGAAGACGGGAUAGUGCAGUGCUGUCAUGCCGAAGUAUGUCAUCACUUGGACCGGCGAAAGGCAGAAACUUCAAAGCAAGCUUAUUGGCAGGCAUGAGGCGGUUGUCAUUUCUGGGAGAAAGCUGGCACGGCAAAUCAAGCAAGAAGCCCGUCAUGAAGUCGAGCAGUGGGUCGCCGCUGGUAACAGGAGACCUCACCUCAGCGUGGUUCUCGUUGGCGAAGACCCCGCGAGUCACUCCUACGUGCUGAACAAAACCAAAGCGGCAGCCGAUGUAGGAAUCAGCAGUGAAACGAUCCUGAAGCCAGCCUCUGUGACAGAAGAGGAGCUGCUGGAUCUAAUAGCCAGGCUGAACCAGGAUGCCGGUGUGGACGGGCUGCUGGUGCAGCUGCCUCUGCCUGAACAUAUCGAUGAGCGAAAAGUCUGCAAUGCCGUGCACCCCGAGAAGGAUGUCGAUGGCUUCCACGUUGUGAACGUGGGCCGGAUGUGCCUGGACCAGGACUCCAUGCUGCCAGCCACUCCGUGGGGCGUGUGGGAGAUCAUCAAGCGAACCGGAAUCCCAACUCUGGGCAAGAAUGUGGUGGUGGCGGGUCGGUCAAAGAACGUCGGAAUGCCCAUUGCGAUGCUUUUGCACACCGACGGCAGGCAUGAGCGGCCUGGAGGGGACGCAACCGUGACCAUCUCCCAUCGCUACACUCCCAAAGAGCAGCUCAAGCAGCACACAAUUCUGGCGGACAUUGUGGUUGCAGCAGCAGGCAUUCCUAACUUGAUCACAGCUGAUAUGAUCAAAGAGGGAGCAGCCGUGAUCGAUGUCGGCAUAAACCGAGUUCAGGACCCUGUAACUGCGAAACCAAAACUUGUUGGAGAUGUAGAUUUUGAAGGGGUUAAGCAGAAGGCCAGCUACAUCACCCCAGUUCCUGGUGGGGUUGGCCCCAUGACUGUUGCCAUGCUCAUGAAAAACACCAUCAUUGCUGCGAAGAAGAUGUUCCGACCCCAGGAGUUCGAAGCACUGAGCGUUUAAUGUUGGACCCCUAGUGGUCACCAGCGACAUUCCAAGUCGCCUCUCAAACACAGGCUAAAAGCAAUGCAAUAUUUAUUUAUUUGAUGGAAAGCUCAUCAAAGAAUAGCAGAGGCUGCUGGAAUAGUUGCACCCCAAUGCGGAGCGUCUCGUGCAGUGCAUUAUGUUUGGCAGCUGCCAUUUAGACUGCUCUGUUGCUGAAGUGCAGGAGCUGAAAGUGUUGCUAGAACAGCAGGCUGGAUGAUAAUUGCUCAAAACCCAGGAGGGGAGGGUAGCAGAAGGCCAAGAACUGGUGUGCAGAGGACAAAGUUUCCACAUGCACUUAAUGCAGUGACAGCUGCCCAGUGCAAACGAAGCUCUGAAGAUGCUCUGGCAUUUGCUGGGAUUCUGCAACAGCUGUUCUACAGUCAGAUGUUACUAUUUUCUACAACAAAUUAUUUAUAUGACUUUUGUAGCUCAUCAGCCUAAUUGGUUCAUAGCUUGUUUCAGUACUCAUUCCACACAGUUUUUAAGACAGCCAGUAGUUAGAUAAAAUAUCACAAUCCAAAGUGGGGUUCUACAUGCUUAUUGAAGCUUGCUUGGUAUUUACGCUGGCCGCUAGUGACUGCUGCAGAUUGUGUUGGAAUAAAGCGAUUCACUUGUAAGCA